UGGGGGCGAGGGCCAAGGGGACCCCGCGCGGCUCGGGGAGCCGGCGGAGGCAGCGGUGCCGGGUGGUAGGUUGGAGCCCCGCGAACAUCGGCAGGACCCCAGGAGUCUGCGGCGCCUGCAGAAUUGAAGGGACUGCAGGCGGCGGCGCCUCUGCCUGGAGAGGCCGGAGUCCCGCGCGGGAACGCGGACUCUCGGGCUCGCUCAGUCCUCAGCUGUUAAGCCCUUGAGCUGAGCGGGCGGCGCCGUCGUGUGGCCGCGGGUGGGGAGUACGCGUGCGUGACGUAUGCGCUAGGCCCGCGGGGAGGGAGCGGGGUUGUCAAGGGGAGAGCGCGUGCGUGACGUGUGAUCUAGGCCUGCUGGGAGGGGCGAGGAAUGCGGGGAAGAGCGAGUGCGCGUGCGCGACAUGUGUGUGCGCUUCACGUAGUGACGUGUGCGUGUGCGUCGCUUGUGCGCUGGGAUUACGGGGCGCCGGGAGGCUGUGGGAGAGAACGACUGCCCCAGGAAGGGGCUCGGAAAUACAUGAAUUUCCUGGACCAAAUAGCCGCUGGGAGAUUUGUCUUGCUUAGCUGUAAAACGCGGAUAUCUAGAGUGCUUGCCGCAUUUUUUGUGUUUUGAGCGCUCACGUUUUGUUAGCUGCUGUUGUAUUUAAUUGUUUUGUAUGUAAUGCAGGCGGCUGGAGCUUGGAUGAGUCUCUAGGGCCUCCAUUCCUCAGUUAAUUCGUUUGUGAAAUGGGAUUGGAGGGGGCUGGACCAGCUAGCCACCAAGGCCUUUUCCUGGCUCUAACAUCACCCAGAUCCCAAGUUAUUAUUUAUUAUGUAUUCAUUUGUUAUUUGUUAUGUAUAAUUAUGACACGGUAUCCUGAAGCCAUCGAAGGCUGUGUGACGGUGGAAGGUCUGAGACAAAUUUAAGAAGAGAGAGAACCUAAAUUGGUAAUAAAUCAAUAAGAAACAAAUGUUUACAUUCACUCAGUGAAAAGUAUCAUGUCUAAGCUCAACAUAAAUCGGAGCCACACAUGGACAACUCUCCCUCCUCCACUAAGAGUGAAAAAUGAACAAAUCCCAGAAAAGGAAUAUACUGUUACAGGAACAAGUGUCAUUCAAAGAUGUGUGUGUGGACUUCACCCAGGAAGAGUGGUACCUGCUGGAUCCUGCUCAGAAGAUACUAUACAGAGACGUGAUCCUGGAAAAUUACAGCCACCUUGUCUCAGGAAUUGCAUUACUAAGCCAGAAGUGAUCUUCAAGAUCGAGCAAGGAGAAGAACCUUGGAUAUUAGAGGAAAGAUUCCCAAAACAGUGCCGCUCAGAAGACUGGAAAGUUGAUGACCUGAUAGAGAGCAGCCAGGAAAAUGAAGAUGAACUUUUUUGGCAACUUGCUUUCACCAACCCAACGUUAAGUACAGAUAGUGGUGACAGAGUAAGGAAAACUUUAAAUCUAGGUACAGACUCUGUUCCUUCAAGAAAUUUUCUGUAUAAGAUAUGUGACACAUGUGAAAUGAGUUUGAAAAAUAUUUCAGGCUUAAUUAUUAAUAGAAAGAACUAUUCUGGAAAGAAGCCUGAUGAGUUUAAUGUAUAUGAGAAAUUGCUCCUUGAUAUUCGGCAUGAGAAAACUCCUACUGGAGGGAAAUCUUAUAAAUAUAAUCAAAAAAAGAAUGUCCUCAAUCGUAGCCAGGAUCUCACUCAGCCAAUUUUUGACCCACCUUUUGAGUAUAAUGAAAAUGGACAAGGCUGCCAUGGGGAGGCAGACUUUUUCACAAACAAGAAAGCUCAGAUAGGAGAGGCACACUGUAAAUAUAAUGAAUGUGGAAGAACUUUCAUCCAAAGUUUAAAGCUCAGUUUAUCUCAGAGAACUCAUUUGGAAAUGGAGCCAUAUGAAUGCAGUAUUUGUGGGAAGUCCUUCUACAUGGAUUUAAGAUUGGGGCAUCAGAGAGCUCUUACAGGGGAAAAUCCUUAUAAUGAAUAUGGGCAGAUUUUCUGUGACAGUUCAGCUUUCAUUAUCCAUCAGGGAAAUUACACAAGAAAGAUCCCCCAUGAAUAUAAAGUAAGUCACAAAAUGUGGGAAAAGUCAACCCUCUUUAGACAUCAGAUAGUACACGUGGGGGAAAAACCUUAUGAGCACAAUGAAAAUGGAAAUACUUUCAACAAGAAGUCACAUCUCACCCAACUUCGAAGAGCUCACUCAGGAGAGAAAACCUUCGAAUGUGGUGAAUGUGGGAAAACAUUCUGGGAGAAGUCAAACCUCACUCAACAUCAGAGAACACACACAGGAGAGAAACCCUAUGAAUGUACUGAAUGUGGGAAGUCCUUUUGUCAGAAACCACAUCUUACCAACCAUCAGCGAACACAUACAGGAGAAAAACCCUAUGAAUGUAAACAAUGUGGAAAAACGUUCUGUGUGAAGUCAAACCUCACUGAACAUCAGAGAACACACACAGGGGAGAAACCCUAUGAAUGUAAUGCAUGUGGAAAAUCCUUCUGCCACAGGUCAGCCCUAACUGUGCAUCAGAGAACACACACAGGAGAGAAACCCUUUAUAUGUAAUGAAUGUGGGAAAUCCUUCUGUGUGAAAUCAAACCUCAUUGUACAUCAAAGAACUCACACAGGAGAGAAACCUUAUAAAUGUAACGAAUGUGGGAAAACCUUCUGUGAGAAAUCAGCUCUCACUAAACAUCAGAGGACUCACACAGGGGAGAAACCCUAUGAGUGUAAUGGAUGUGGGAAAACCUUUAGUCAGAGGUCAGUACUCACUAAACAUCAGAGAAUUCACACAAGGGUGAAAGCUCUUUCAGCAUCCUGAACGUUCUGAAGCCUUUAUCCACUCUUUCAAAUUCGUUAUACAGGUUUUUAAAAUGACAUUAAUGAAACCCAAAGAAUGCCACAAAUUAUUAGAAAGUGAGGUUUUGUUGUACUUCAGAUAAUUAGUACUAGAAUAAAACCUUAUAAUGUUUUGAAUAUGUGAAAGCUUUCAAGAAAAAGUAAAACUUUCCAUCAGAAAAUUUA
Messenger RNA from Balaenoptera ricei (Rice's whale), 2995 nucleotides. RefSeq names its product zinc finger protein 248 (gene ZNF248). The transcript is spliced from 6 exons. Bases 981 to 2792 code for a protein of 603 amino acids. NCBI's taxonomy places the organism in Eukaryota, Metazoa, Chordata, Mammalia, Artiodactyla, Balaenopteridae. Gene Ontology annotation, biological process: negative regulation of transcription by RNA polymerase II. The record is from RefSeq and is a predicted model, not a curated record. Gene Ontology annotation, molecular function: RNA polymerase II cis-regulatory region sequence-specific DNA binding; DNA-binding transcription repressor activity, RNA polymerase II-specific.